Messenger RNA from Alnus glutinosa, 5119 nucleotides. RefSeq names its product putative disease resistance RPP13-like protein 1. Gene Ontology annotation, molecular function: ADP binding. The transcript is spliced from 3 exons. Lineage: Eukaryota; Viridiplantae; Streptophyta; Magnoliopsida; Fagales; Betulaceae. Gene Ontology annotation, biological process: defense response to other organism. Bases 85 to 4371 code for a protein of 1428 amino acids. The record is from RefSeq and is a predicted model, not a curated record.
UUGAGACUGCCCGAGCUUUCACACAAGAUUCCAUUCACUUUUGUAUCGUUUCCAGCUGAUUCAUUCCUUCCUACCAAGAAAACCAUGAACACUGCAGGAGAGUCGUCGUUUGUUUCUUCAGUCAAGAAAGUGGGAGAGCUCCUUCUCCCUCCGUUCAUUCAAUCGAUGUGGGAUCAAUUGGUGGUUCCCGAGUUUUUGGACUUCGUACGCGGAGCAGGACUUGAAGAAAAUCUGGACAAGUGGAGGAAAACGCUGACAAGAAUUCAGACAAUGCUUGAUGAUGCCGAGGAGAAGCAACACAGUGACAGGGCUGUGAAAGAGUGGUUGGAUGAUCUCAGAGACUUGGCUUACGAUCUCGACGACAUUGUGGAUGAACUCACCACUGAAGCAUCGAAAGCUGAAAAUCAGGAUCGCCCAAGUAAGGUACGGAAACUCACCCCAGUUGCUUGGUUUACUCGUUUGACUCCAAGUUAUUUUAAGAUCAAAAGUAGGCUGGGGUCAAAGAUAAAGGAGAUCACUGAUCGAUUCAAUGAUAUCGAGACACGGAAAAAUCAACUGAAUUUGAAACAAACUGCUGAUGAGAGGUCGUCAAACAAAAGGAGAUGUACAGCGGCGCCAACUUCUGUAAUGAAUGAUUGUCAUGUUUAUGGCAGGGAAAAGGAUAAAGAGGCUGUGCUUGAAUUGUUGCUGGGUGAAAAAUGUAGUGAAGCUGGAGUUUCUGUGAUUCCUAUACUUGGCAUGGGAGGUAUAGGAAAGACAACUCUUGCCCAGCUUUUAUUCAAUGAUGAAAAAGUGCAAAGCUUUUUUGAUUUGAAAGCAUGGGCUUGUGUUUCUGAAGACUUUGAUGCUGUUAGGGUGACAAAAGCAAUUAUAAAAUCGGUUACCUCUGCAAGCUGUGACGAAACUGAUCUGAAUUUGUUGCAAGUCCAACUCAAGGAGAAACUAAAAGGGAAGAGGUUUCUAGUCGUUCUUGACGAUUUGUGGAAUGAGAACUACCAUGACUGGACUAUCCUAUGUGCUCCUUUCCUAGUAGGAGCUCCUGGAAGUAGGAUUGUCAUCACAACUCGCAAUCAGGGAGUUUCAUCAAUGACGAGUACCAUUCCAGCCUACUGUUUGAAAGUAUUGUCAAAUGAUGCUUGUUUGUCUGUAUUUACCCAACAUGCACUAGGGACAAGCAACUUCAGUGCACAUCCAAAUCUCAAAGAUAUUGGUGAAAAAAUCGUUGAAAAAUGUAAAGGCUUGCCUUUGGCAACAAAGACCCUCGGAGGCCUCUUGCGCACUACGUUCGACCGUUAUGAGUGGGAAGGUAUACUAAAGAGCAAGAUAUGGGAUAUACCAGAGGAGAGAAGUAGAAUUGUUCCAGCUCUUAUGUUGAGCUACCACCAUCUACCUUCACAUUUAAAGAGAUGCUUUGCAUAUUGUGCAAUACUCCCGAAAGACUAUGAAUUUCAAGAGCAGCAGCUAGUGUUGUUAUGGGUGGCAGAAGGUAUAAUUCAGCCACAAGGAGAUAAGCAAAUGGAAGAUUUGGGUAGUCAGUAUUUUCACGAUCUAUUGUCGAGAUCAUUUUUUCAACAGUCAAGCAUGAAGAAAUCAAAGUUUCUAAUGCACGAUCUUAUCAAUGAUUUAGCCCAAUGGGUUGCAAGAGAUAUAUGCUUCAGAAUGGAUGAUAGAAUUGAGAGCAUCAACAAAGGAAAAAUUUCCAAAAAAGUUCGGCAUUUGUCUUACCUGGGUGACCAUUUUGAUGGCGCUAAAAAGUUCGAGGUUUUUUCUGAACUCACGUGUCUACGUACCUUCAUGCCUCUUAUGCUAUCUAGUAUGGGGAGUUGUUAUUUGACUCAUGAUGUUCCUCUUAAAUUGUUGUCGAAAUUACCAUGUUUAAGAGUGCUCUCUUUGAGUGGGUACUGCAUAGUUGAGCUACCGGAUUCAAUUGGUGAUUUGAAGCACCUACGGUAUCUUGACCUCUCUUACACUCGAAUUAGAGGUUUGCCUGAAUCAAUAACCACUCUCUGCAGCUUACAAACACUGCUAUUGAAAAGUUGUUCUUAUCUAGGGGAAUUGCCAUCAAAUUUGGGGAACUUGGUCAACUUGCGCCACCUCAACAUUCUCAAUGCCAAAAAACUGGAAGGGAUGCCUCCUCAAAUAGGUAAAUUAACUAGCCUCCAGACAUUGUCUAAUCUAAUUGUGAGAAAAGGCAAUUGCUUCGCGUUAAAAGAGUUAGGUUCUUUGUUGCAUCUUCAAGGGACACUCAUUAUCUCAAGAUUGGAGAAUGCCAUUGAACCCAAGGAUGCAAGCGAUGCAAAGUUAAUUGAAAAGCCCGAUCUCAAUGAGUUGUGCUUGGAAUGGAGCGCCCAUGUGGAUUGGUCAAAAGAUAGAGCAAACGAAUUAAACGUACUUAACAUGCUACAUCCAAACAAGUCUUUGAAAGAGCUCACUAUCAGGUGCUAUGGUGGUACAAAAUUUCCAACUUGGUUAAAAGGUCAUUCAUUUCCUCAUUUGGUACUCCUAAGGAUUGAAAACUGUAAAAAGUGCACAUCAUUGCCACCAGCGGGCCAAUUACCAUCACUUAAACAAAUUUUCAUUGCAGGCAUGGCUAAUGUAAAGAAUGUUGGUGAUGAGUUUUAUGGGGGUAGUUGCUCACAACCUUUUGAAUCCUUAGAAACUUUGUAUUUCGGGGAUAUGGAAGAAUGGAAGAGGUGGAGCCCUAAUAGAGAAUUUCCACACCUGCGUGAGCUUUCUAUUAUAAAUUGUCCCAAGCUGUUGGGGAAUUUACCAAACCACCUUCCCUCACUACAAAAUGUUGUUAUAGAAAGAUGUGAGCAGUUGGUGGUUUCAAAUGCAAGAUUUCCGGAGCUUUGCAAACUAAAAUUUGAGAAUUCAAUAGGGGUGGUACGCAAAAGUAAGGUGGACUUCACCUCACUAAACUCUAAGUCUCUUGCUAGAAUUUCGAACUUCACAUGUCCAAGAGAAGGGUUUAUGAAUGUAGAAAAACUAAGGAUUGCAAAUUGUGAGGAGCUAACGCCAUUAUGGUCAAAUGAUGUGGGAUUACUAAAACCCCUCCCCUGUCUUAGUUAUAUGAUCGUUGAUAACUGCCAAAAACUAGUUUCUUUGGUGGCAGAAGAAGCAAAAGAGCAGUCACAGCUGGGUAUGCCAUCCACACGCAAUGACAUGAAAUCUUUACCCAAGGCAUUGAUGUACAACAACAAAUGUCUUGAGCGUAUUCAUAUUAAUAAAUGUGAUUCGCUGUCACACAUUGCAACAGGCCAACUACCUCCAACUCUAAAACGGCUAGAGAUAAGGCAUUGCGAGAAUAUACGGAUUUUGCUGGACGAGAAUGAUACCAAUAGUUGUUGUAGCAGCACACCUCUUCUUGAGUACUUGCAAAUUUUUAAUUGUCCAUCCCUCAAAUCCUUAACAUCCAGCGGAGAAUUACCUGCAACACUUAAACUCGUGAAGAUUCAGAGUUGUAGAAUGCUGGAGUCAGUGGCGAAAAGCUUCCAUCAGAACUCUUCUCUCGAAAUAAUUCUCAUUAUGAGUUGUGAAAACCUUAAAUCCUUACCGGACGGAGGAUUGCUCCCAUGCAACCUUAGACAGCUGCAGAUUUUCGGUUGUGAGAAAAUGCGGGCCCUACCAAACUGCAUACACAGCAUCUCCUCUCUUCGAGAAUUAAAGAUAGAAAAAUGUUCAAGUGUGGAAUCCUUUCCGGGAGAAGGCUUUCCCACCAACCUAACAUCUCUUGGAAUCGGAGAUUGCGACAUCACUGAGGCCUUGCUUGAGUGGGGGUUGCAAAAGCUUACUUCUCUUCAACAUCUUGAAUUUGGAGGUGGAUGUCUGCAUCUGGUGUCAUUUCCAGAAAUGACGUUGUCUGCCUCUCUAACCAGCCUCCAUAUCAGAAACUUGCCGAAUUUGAAAUACUUAUCUUCAGAAGGCUUUCGAUGCCUCUUAUCUCUUAAAACACUAGAAAUUGGUUUGUGCGAAAAGUUGAUGUCCUUUCCAGAUGAUGGUCUGCCUCCCUCUCUAACCAGCCUCUACAUCAAUAACUUGCCGGAUUUGAAAUGCUUAUCUUCCAAAAGCUUUCGAUACCUCUCAUCUCUUAAAGAACUAAGAAUUGGUUGGUGCGAAAAGUUGAUGUCCUUUCCAGAUGAUGGUCUGCCUCCCUCACUCUUGGAUCUUCGCAUCGCUUGCUGUGAAAUGUUCACAUCCUUUCCGAAGGAUGGUCUGCCUCCCUUACUCCAGCAACUUCAUAUUGCAAACUGUCCUCUGCUGAAAGAACACUGCAAGAAAGAUCAAGGACGAGAGUGGUCCAAGAUAGCCCACAUCCCUUGCGUUCAAAUUGAUCGUAGGUUCAUCUAUGACCCAGAACCAGAAGAGUAGAAUCGGCCCAUGGAUCAAUACGACCUAGAGAUUUUGUUUUACAAAUAAAUCCAAAGAAUAGGUGGCUCCUUUGUUUGUCUUUUGAGUGUUUGCGUUGGAAAGACCCUCCUACUGCUGUUCUUGUUGGUUUGGUGUACGUAGUGCUAUUCUUGCUGGGGUUAACGGCAUCGUAAGUGUUUGUUAAAAUGCUCAACCGACCAAGCAGAGAGAGAAGGCUUUCGACCAUUGAGUUUUACAUUACUAAUUGCCAUGUUGCUGAUCGUUACAGAUUUUCGAAUCAUUACAAAAAGGAGGAGGGCACUGGCGCAUGAGAGGAGAUGCUUAGGAGGCAGAGCAAAGAUGUGAAGUCCAAUUGCUAAUUCUCUCGUACCAAACAAGGAUUCAUAGGUCUUGAUUCUUGAAACUUAUUUUUAAUGAAAGCAAAAGCAAUAAGCAAUUUAUUGUCUCAACAAAUAUAUCUCCCUUAGUUUGGGGCAGUUGAGUUUUGUUAAUUCCCACGUACUAAACAAGGAUUGAUAGGCCCUAAAGCUUGUUUUUUAUGAAAGCAAAAGCAAUUUGCGAUUCAUUGGUUACAGUGGACCUUCAUAUUAUGCAAUGUAAAUAAGAUUGGCAAUUUGUGUAUGUAUUAUAGAAAAAGCUUCUGAUGUUAAUCAGUGUUCUGUAUAUUGGUCAGGACUAGAAAUUUAUUUCACUUUCUUUAAUGAAAUGGUUGGGAAAGACAAGUUCCUAAACCAACCGAUCUUAUUCA